GCGCCGGGUAUGCAGGCGGUGGUAGCGGGCCGGGAGGUGGGAUGCUGUCGCGGAAGAAGACGCGUACGGAGCUCUCCAAACCGGGCGAGGUGCAGGGCAAGUACGUGAAGAAGGAGACCAGCCCUCUGCUUCGCAAUCUGAUGCCUUCAUUUAUCCGUCACGGUCCAACCAUUCCAAGACGAACUGAUAUCUGUCCCCCUGACUCAACUUCUGCUGCCUACGCUUCUGGUGGAGAUGGAAUUGUUUCCAGAAACCAGAGUUUCCUUCGAACUCCAGUGCAGAGGCCACCUCAUGAAAUAAUGAGGCGGGAAAGCAACAGACUGUCGGCACCUUCCUAUCUCGCAAGAAGUUUAGCUGAUGUCCCUAGAGAAUAUGGCUCUUCCUCCCAGUCCUUUUUAACAGAAGCUAAUUCUGUUUUGGAAAAUGGAGAUGCUGGUGCCCGUUGUUAUUAUUACGAUCAUUUUUACGACGCCCAGAGGAGACGUCAGUUAAACGAUCGCGUACAUGAGGACUACAGGUAUUAUGAACACAACAGCAGCCUUUUCCAGAGGAUGUCACAGAAUCAUGGGAGGCACACUCCAGGCAUUGGUAGAGUUGCUGCUACAUCUCUAGGGAACUUAACAAAUCACAGCACUGAGGAUUUACCUCUUCCUCCUGGCUGGUCAGUGGACUGGACUAUCAGAGGAAGGAAAUACUACAUAGAUCACAACACCAACACCACGCACUGGAGCCACCCGCUCGAGCGCGAGGGGCUGCCGCCGGGGUGGGAGAGAGUCGAGUCCCCGGAAUUUGGAGUGUAUUAUGUAGAUCACAUCAAUAAAAGGGCUCAGUAUAAGCAUCCUUGUGCUCCCAGUGUUCCCCGCUACGACCAGCCACCCCCGGUGACUUACCAGCCACAGCAAGCGGAGAGGAGCCAGCCCCUCUUGGUCCCUGCAAACCCCUACCACACUGCUGACAUCCCGGACUGGCUGCAGGUCUACGCCAGGGCUCCUGUCAAGUACGACCACAUCCUGAAGUGGGAGCUGUUCCAGCUGGCGGACCUGGACACGUACCAGGGGAUGCUGAAGCUGCUGUUCAUGAAGGAGCUGGAGCGCAUCGUGAAGCUGUACGAGGCCUUCAGACAGGCGCUGCUCACCGAGCUGGAGCACCGCAAGCAGAGGCAGCAGUGGUACGCCCAGCAGCACGGCAAGAAUUUUUAA
Molecule: messenger RNA, 1199 nt
Organism: Mesitornis unicolor (brown roatelo)
Lineage: Eukaryota; Metazoa; Chordata; Aves; Mesitornithiformes; Mesitornithidae
Gene: SAV1
Product: salvador family WW domain containing protein 1
Exons: 5
Coding region: 42-1199 (385 amino acids)
Biological process (GO): apoptotic process; regulation of cell population proliferation; hippo signaling
Molecular function (GO): molecular adaptor activity; protein binding
Source: RefSeq, a predicted model, not a curated record